Molecule: messenger RNA, 5565 nt
Organism: Hypanus sabinus (Atlantic stingray)
Lineage: Eukaryota; Metazoa; Chordata; Chondrichthyes; Myliobatiformes; Dasyatidae
Gene: adgb
Product: androglobin
Exons: 36
Coding region: 28-4857 (1609 amino acids)
Biological process (GO): proteolysis
Molecular function (GO): calcium-dependent cysteine-type endopeptidase activity
Source: RefSeq, a predicted model, not a curated record
GGCCGGCGGAGUGCAGCUGCAGCCAAGAUGUCGAAAGGUAGCAAGAAGCGGACCGACUCGGUCCUCAAGCUGAGUCCGUCCCCUGUUCACAGCGGUGCUACUUCAUUUAUUCUGAGCUGUGGAAUAGCAGGGGACAUUACUGAAGCCAAGAAAGGUCGAUAUCCACUCUGGCCUGAAUGGAAUGAAGCCGAUGUAAAUGCUGAGAAAUGGGAAGUUGCUAAGCCAGCUAAAGAGAAGGAAAAAAGUAUCAAAAGCCCUAGUCUGCAGUCAUUUGACGACCCAGAAGGGAAAAUUGAACUACCACCUUCUCUGAAAGUUCACUCUUGGAAGCGUCCUCAUGAGUUUUUAAUGCAGAAGGUCAGUCUGAAUCCUGUUGUUGUCAAGAGAGAAAAAUGGUUUGACUUAUUAACUGCUAAUGAGCAUAUUCUAGAGAGUGAGUUGAUGCGAUGGAUUAUCAGUGAAAUCACAAUGCUGUGGAACACCUAUCUAAGUCUUACAUUAGACAACAAAAACUUGCUGGAAGAAACAGGAUCCUCCUGGAAGCCCUGGGAACACAUUUAUGCUCUUUGUAAAGCUGUGAAGGGGCACCUGCCUCUCUACAAUAGCCAUGGAAAAUACAUUGUGAGGCUGUACUGGAUGGGGUGCUGGCGCAAGAUUACACUAGAUGACACCAUGCCCUUCGACAAAAAUGAUAACCUGCUGCUUCCAGCAACAACCUGUCAGGAGGAGCUCUGGCCAAUGCUACUGUCGAAAGCACUCAUUAAGCUUGCAAAUAUUGACAUGAUUACUACAGGAAGAAAGGAACUGGGGGACUUCACAGUUUUGCAUGCUCUUACUGGUUGGCGUCCUGAAAUCAUCCCACUCCGAUCUGAAGAGUCUGAAAAAACCUGGUCCUUUCUGAAGACAAUUCUGCCAGAUUUUAGUUUGACAAAUCAGGAAUACGUAAGUCAGGAAAAGAUUGCAGAUGGGGCCAAUUUAGCAGAUGCAAAAGAAAAUGAUAAAAAAGACCAUGAGGCAAAGAUAGAUAGUGUCGUCAUCAAACCAGCAGAAAAAGUUGUUAAAGCAGGAUUCCAUACACUAAUGAUGCCACAGAUGGUGAUUUAUGCGACCUACCUCCCACUUCAGCUGUCAGAAGGAACAAUUUCUUUACUUGGACAAAUGGCUGAAUCCUCAGAGAAGCUGCGGCACUAUGGACUUUCCCAUGCACACAGUCACCCAGUACUGGUGAGAAGAACAAGAUCUUGUUCCCUUGCAAAUUCAGCAGAGGUUCCACAGGUUCCUCGAUGGAAACUUAUACGACCACGAAAUCGCCCUUUUCCAAUAGCUGACCCAAAAGAGCCCAGACCUAAAAAGCCAGAGCAAUAUUUCGAAAUUGCAAGCCCGUUGCUUGACUACAAGAUAGAUACCACAAUCAUGCCACCAGAGAAAAAUGAACAAAAGAAGAUUAAGAAAGGUGUUCCUCCAAGCCUGGCAGCUGUUAAUGAAAAUGAUGAAGUGCUGGAUCAGAUUAACAAUGCUCAGGAAGACAUCAGGUUGACAGAACCAUCUCCCAACAUAGAGGAAUCACAUUCUGAAAGCCCGAAGUCAGUCAGUCAGCUGUCAACCAAACCCUGUGCCAUUAAAAGCCAGCUUGGUAGUGCAGCAAGUCGGGCUGGAAGUGGGAAAAAUCAGCUUGGUAACUCAGCAGAACCUAAAAAAGAGUCGCGCCGAGAAUCCAUAAAGUCAGGUGGUCAGUUUUCAUCUGCUAGAAGUCGGCAGAGUGUUUCAGUGGAUCCUAACAAAGAGGAAAAUUGGAAUGCUCGGCAGCAACUGCAGAGUUUAACUGAAGAUAAAACUUUCAAAAUACAUUUUCCUGACCAGAUGGUGUCACAGCCAACUAAUCAGAUGUUGAACUUGGACUCUGUCUCUGAUGUGGCAGACACUUUCAAUCAGAAGAAGUUCUGCAAAGAAAAGUGGAUUAAUUCUGAAGAUUUUUGCAAGUGUUUCCAAACUUUGAUCAUUUUUCAUAACACAAGCAAAUACACUUACACACUUGACAAGUCAAAUUUCAAGCUCACAGAUGAUCGUGGACCUUUCUAUCUACUUGUUGAUGCAGUCAAACCCAUAGAAAUUCUGGUUACCUUCUCGGCCUUGGUGCGCUGGGGUGAUCUCAGUUGUGAGAAAAGCCUUAGCAAGGAAAGCAAUGAGAAAGAAAAUCAGAAGGAGAUUUCAGGCCUUCAGCCGGGUGUGCUCCUGGCUGAACCAUACUGCUGGAAGAGCUUUGUUUCAAGUCCACCAGUUCUCUACAUGAAAACUUUGGCUACAAAAUCAACUAUCUUGGAACUACCCAGUGGGCGCCAUGUGUUACGGUUUACUGCCACUGCUCCUCUUGGGUACAACAUCAACUUCAGUAGUACUGUGCCCUUUACCUUUGGUGAUGAAGAUUUAGUUCUCUCACAUCUUGGUAAGGAGAGUCGGCGAUUUACACAACAGGCCGUCAUCAUCAUGAAAGCCAUAGAAAAAUUACUCAGUAGUUUUAGUGAUGAGCACAAAUUUCAUAAAGCUUCAAUGGAACUGGAGUUUGCACAUUUUCCUGUCCAAUUUCACAAUAGAAAAAUGGCUGCGAAGCAAAUAGAGGCCUUCAAUGAUGCAUUUUACGUCACCCUGCAGCACUCUAUGAGUGCUUCUCUCAGUCUUGUGGAGGAAAUUGCUUUUAGAGCCCUCUUGCUUGAUUUUUCAUCAAAAGAAAUGCUGAGAAAAAGGAAAUCUAAUGCAGUGCCUGAAAAGUGGCAGAACAGGACCCCAACUAAUGAAGAAGAAAAAGCAGUUAUUAAACUGCAAGCUUGGUGGAGAAGUAAAAGUGUUCAAUUUAUUUUCAAGGCAAGAUCAAUAGGGACAGAAGAAAAUGAAUAUAUCCAAGAUAUCCUGGAUCAGUUUCGCUUUCUUCUAGAGUCAAACACAGAGGAAAACGGCUUAUAUUUGCUCAGGUACCUGGUUGACAAUAAUCCAGAUCUGGCAAAAUUUUAUCCCUUUUAUGAAGAUGAAUCGAGCAGGACUGUAUAUGCUGACUACACAACCUCGUACAGUGAGCAUCCUCCCAACUUCUGGUUUGUGUUAUUCAGAGAGGUGUUUCAUAUGCCAGAGGAAAUGUUGUUGGUACCCAAGGUUUACACUACAUUACCAGCCUCUGUUCUCCACGUGAUCAAUAACGACACAGGAGAGGAAAUUCCCAGAGUUUUUCAGAAGGCGGCACCCUACGUCUAUACUAAAAACAAGAGUGGCUAUACAUUUGUGGCUGAAGCUCACUCAGGAGGUUUCCCGCUUCCCGCUGGUAAAUGGAAAAUGCGUUUGAUUGCCUCCAACCAACCUCUUCCCACCCUGUUAAAUGAAGCUGUGAACAGCAACUUUACCAUGAAAGAAAUUAAGUCUUACUACAUCCCCAAUGACAAAGACCUUAUCUUCAGGUUCCAGAUUAAUGUGAAUGCGACCCACAUAACAACCGUUCAUGUACAAACCUCCAAGCCAGACGUAUACAUCAAGUUACAAAUCCUAGAUCAAGAGAAAGAAGUAGCCAAAGCAACCGGAAAAGGCCAGGCUGUCAUUCCUGCAUUUAUGUUUUACCAAAGUGUGAGACAUUCAGCCGUGCAGAAGUCUUCAGGUAAACUGCCCGAUACUCUUGCUGUUCACGGAGGGCCAAAGAAGUCAGCAAGUACUUCAAGCAAAAUAGGAAAAGGUUCUUUGAAGUCAGGAAGUGACCAAAAGUCAUCUUCGUUAAAAGAUGAAAGAAGCUUCAGUCCAACUGCAUUGAUUGAGGAAAUGCCAGCCAUUCCAGAAGUGAAUCAUAAAUACAUAAUUCAAGCACUAGUUCUUCAUGAAAGCUGGCCGCUAAACGAAAGUGAUUUAAUUUUUGCUGAAUCACAAAAGGAUGUGAACUGCAGCGAGAUUACAGAGAAGAAUAUUAGCCCUGGUUCUUCUGAGACUGAUGAGCCGAAACACACACCAACAUCGAGACAUACCAAGAAAGGAAAAGAAAAGGGUGAUAAGAGUGACAAAGACAAAGGAAAAGAUAAAGGCACGCCGCUCAAAACAGAUAUUCCGGUACGACAACUUAAUUUGACAAAACCUCAUUUCACAUUCCACUACAUUGUUGACUAUGGUGAAAGUGACAGUGUUGACAUCAAGAAAGAUACCAAUCGACAAGAUGAAAUCCAUGCGAUGAAACGGGCCUGGGAGGCUGCAGAACCCGGAAGAGCUUUCAAGGCCUUACAACUCCGUCUGCAUGUACUGAAUAACAAUGCAACAAAUGUAACUCUCCAGAGCAUCGGUGAGAAGCAAGAAGAAAUUAUUAAUGAGGAUGGUUCUGAAAUGAACAGCCAAGCUGCAGAAUUGAAGGGAAUACCAUCCACAGUCAUUCCGCAGGAUGUUCAAGAAACUCAGUCCUCAGCUGCUGACAGAAAUUCACAAGUUGCUGAUGAUAUUAUUAAACCAAUGAAGUGGACCCAGUAUAUCAGGUCAACUCUACCUGAACCAAUUCUGCAAAAUGAAAAAAUUAUUGAAGAACAAGAGAAGAUUAAGACAGAAGAAAUUCACAAUUUCCGUCAGAAGCGAAAGAUAGUCUUUGAGCAGCGGGAGAGAGAAAGACAGACACGGCGUCAACUGAAGGCAAAGCAGCUGCAGAUGUAUGAGGAUCUGCAGGCAGCUUUAGAUGAAGCUCGGCAAGACAUCUUUCAACAGAGAGAAACAUACAGAAAUAAACUUAUUGAGGAGGAAAUGAAGCAAAGAGAAAUUGCAGAAAUGGAAGCUCUCCAAGCAGAGCAAGAAAGAAAGAACAAAAGUGCUACCUCGAAAAAGUCAAAGAGUCCAGGAAGGAAAAAGUAAAUGGCAAAAAUGCCAAAUUUCAAAUUGUGUCUUUAAACAUAUUUCAUUAUAUGUCCUUCAGUGCAACACUUCAUACCUUUUUUCAGCCAAGCUCUCAAUUAAUUUAUUUGUCAGUGGUCACAAUUCAUACUUCCUUGAAAUGACAACUGGAAAAUACCAGAAGUGUCUAGGUCUGUCAGUAUCCAGAAAGGCCAAUGAUAAUUUGGCUGUGACUACCACAGAGGGAUUCCAAGUCUUUCAUUCCUAUUACUGCACUAUGGCAUGGCCACACUUCACAGUUACUAAAUUGACUAUAAAAGUGGAACAACUCUCGUCCUCUAGGAUGAUCAAUAACAUGAACAUCAACUACCAUUUCUUGUAUUACCCUUUGUAAUCAAUGAUACAACUUUUAGGGCUGGGUCCAUUUGCCUUCCUGUACACUUAAGUACCUUUUAUUCCAAGGAGUAUGUGCUUAAGAAUAUCCUUUUGCCUUUGCAAAUUGAUGGCUAAAUCGAUAUUUGUUGCAAUUUUCCUUUUCGUUUGCAGUUUUUUCCCUUAAUGAAUAUGUUUCUGUUUAACAGGAAAUUCCUCUUUUUCAAGUUUGAAUCACUGUAUAAUUAAAGUUUAUUUUCUGGUAAAUAUAUCCAAGUUUUUUUUUGUUUAAGUCUACUGAAAUAGAUGUAUUCAUGGAGAAUCUGGACAAUCACAUGGUGAUAGGGUGAAUAGCAU